GUCUCUUCACUCCGGUUCGCGUUCGUACACGGUAUAAAGAGUAAUCCGCGUCUCGUACGUCGAGUGUGAAUGUGCUAGUUUUUUUUCCCCCGAACGAAAAAGAAACCUUUUUAGGCGACUUUUUUAUGGAACCCGCGCCCUUUCGGAAAGUUAUUCGUUAAAUUCGUUACCGAAAAACUAGGUUUUCUAGGAUUUCAGUGUGAUUCAAAUGGGGGCGUGUUCAUCGUAACACAAACAACGAGUGCUAUUGAGUUGCAAAAAAGAUCUCCCCCAAAUCAACUUUUUAUCUCUAUAGAUCUCGUCUCAACACUAACUAAUUGAACCAACCACCGCCUGUAGUUAUAAUGGCAGAUACAAGCCAAUCAGAAUUAAAAUCUCCUCCGCACACCAACGGUGUUCUACCAACGGACGGUAUCGAUGAAGAAGAUCGCGCGAAAAUGCGCCCCGCUGACAUAGACGCCGACGUAAAAGAAAUGGAACGUCGUAAACGUGUCGACAUGAUCAUGUCGAGUAAACUCUUCCGCGAGGAACUCGAGCGAAUCAUUGAAACCCAAUUAAAAGACGGCAGCGGAUCUGCAAGCGGACUUAUGCAACAAAUUUCGGAUAUGAUGGGUGUUGGUAAAACCGCUGGAAACACGUUUAAAGCUUCCAAUUGCGUCGUCCCGAUCAACGACAUCCGGGGAAUAGAAGCGAUGGGUUAUGCAAAAGGUGAAAAGAUUUUAAGAUGUAAAUUAGCGGCCGUUUUUAGAUUAGUCGAUUUGUACGGGUGGAGUCAGGGGACGAGUACGUUGAUAACUGCCAGACUGAAUCAAGAUGAAGAACAUUUUUUGGUCAAUCCGUACGGAAUGUUGUUCCAUGAAAUUACUGCGAGCAGUUUAAUUAAGGUGGAUAUGCAAGGACAGGUGGUUGAACAGGGAACGACAAAUUUUGGGGUGAAUAUAGCUAGCUUUUCAUUACACGCCGCCGUUCAUUCGUCGAGACCGGAUAUCAAGUGUAUUAUUCAUGUACGGACGCCAUCUGUUGUGGCUGUUUCCGCCCUUAAAUGUGGUAUACUCCCCGUCAGUGAACAAGCGGUUGUAAUUGGCGAAACUAGUACUCACGUACAUCUCGGCGGAAUCCUUUCCACCGAAGAAAUCGAAAAAAUCGCUCGGAAUCUUGGUCCAAACAACAAAGUUCUUAUCCUAACCAACCAAGGUAUCAUCUGCUGUGGCGAAACGAUUGAGGAAUGCUUCUUUAAUGCACGCAAUGCUGUUUUGGCAUGUGAACAACAACUAAAAUUGAUGCCAGUCGGCAUUGACAACUUGGUGCUAAUUACCGAUGAGCAACGCAAAAAACUUUAUGAUGCUGCGCACAAAGCACCCGAAAGCACUCCACGUCCGGACCAACCUAGCGUGCUUGAAGGAAAAGUAGAAAGAAAGUGGAGAGUUGGCGGUGUCGAAUUCGAGGCAUUAAUGCGAAUGUUGGAUAAUGCUGGAUUCCGUACAGGGUAUAUUUAUAGACACCCCUUGGUGAAAGGGGAACCACCUAAGCCGAGGAAUGACGUUGAAGUACCCCCUGCGGUAUCUUCAUUGGGGUAUUUGUUAGAGGAAGAAGAAUUAUACAGACAAGGAUUAUGGAAGAAAUUAGAAGGUGGCAAAAAAGGAAGCGACCGCACGAGAUGGUUAAACUCACCAAACGUCUACCAAAAGGUUGAAAUUUUGGAAACUGGCACGCCGGAUCCGAAGAAAAUCACUAAGUGGGUCACGGACGGAUCACCAACCCACUCGAGCACCCCGGUCAAAAUUGAGAGUGCCCUACAGUUUGUGCCGAAAAAUACCAAUCCUAAAGAAUUUAAGCUGCUUCAACAACAGAUUAAAGAUUAUAGAAGGGCUGAUAAAAUUUCCGCUGGGCCGCAGUCGCAUAUUUUGGAAGGAGUCACAUGGGAAGAAGCUAAGAAAAUGCAAGAUGCAACCGUUACUCAAACGGGCGAUCAAGUGGUGUUGAUGGGGGCAGCUUCCAAGGGGAUUAUUCAAAGAGGUUAUCAACACAAUGCAACAAUGUACAAGUCGCCUUACGCGAAAAAUCCGUUCGAUUGUGUUACUGACGAAGAAUUGGACGAAUAUAAACGAGUUGUUGAACGAAAAGCAAGAGGAGAAUUUGACGAUACGACGGAUUACAGCGAGUCAGAAGGGUUGUCUUCUGCACAAAUUAACAAGCGGAUAAGCGAUAUCCGAUCUCCUACAUCUGUAGCUAGCGAAACGGAAGAGGAAAGUAGGGACGAACCUCAAGUUUUGAGAAUAGAAACAACGCAGGCGCCGAAACCGAGCCAGCCGGAAGUAGUGAUGAGCGAUGAUGAUCCAAUAUCAGAUCAACAACAAUAUGAGGCGAUAGAGAAACUUAAAUCAGAAGCACUUCUUCAACAAUCACCAGUAAGCAGAGCGUCCAUACACAGCACAAAAAGUGAAAACACAGUAAAUGGUGAUCAAUCCGAUGCCCAUAUGAGCACAUUAUCUCAGAGUAGCAAAGAGGAUCGCUCUAUAUCGGAAGGAUCACCGAAAAAGGACAAGAAAAAGAAGAAAAAAGGAUUUAGGACUCCAUCCUUCCUAAAAAAGAACAAAGAGAAGAAAAUUCGCGAAGCAUAGAGUAUCACUGCCUUUAGACUUAUAUACGAAAGCGAAACAAAUU
Messenger RNA from Onthophagus taurus, 2664 nucleotides. RefSeq names its product adducin 1-like protein hts (gene hts). The record is from RefSeq and is a predicted model, not a curated record. Gene Ontology annotation, molecular function: actin filament binding. Lineage: Eukaryota; Metazoa; Arthropoda; Insecta; Coleoptera; Scarabaeidae. Gene Ontology annotation, cellular component: postsynaptic density; plasma membrane; cytoskeleton.